GGUCCCGGCGAGGACGCAGGACUGAGCAGAUGCGUGACGUUGAAGCGGGGGCUCGCUGGCUCCCGAGGCUAAGAUGCUACACUUACACACCUUAUAACACUAGAUACACUCGCUAAAAUUACCUGCUGGAGUCCAGUGUGGGCAGCCCGGAGGAGGACCGCUUGUAAUAACACCGCCGGCAGCGUGCCACCCAUAAUUUCGUUGAUUCCCGAGAUGUGUGUUUGUGUGGCGCUCGACGCGUCGCGCCCUCCCGGCCCAUAUCCAAGAUGGCGGCGCGGCCCGUAUUGGCUGGCUUCACCGCCUAGUUCUGCGAUUGGUCCACAGAUGGCGAUAGUGUUUUGAGUGUAGUCGCGCUCUCCCUCCCGGCCUUAUCGCGCUAAUAAUGAAGGUCCGACCAAGGCGAGCGCUUAUUGGUUCUCCGGGCUCCCUUACCUACUGAUUGGGCAGACUUGUUUACCGCUCGGGGUUCUCGUGCCUGGUGUCUAAUUCAGAAAAGGAUUCAUUUGCCAUCACAGGUAGUCGAGGCUGGUGUGUACACAGUUGUUACUAAGUAGUUACCACUGGGAAGAAUUAUGUGAACAAUGAGUUCAAAUUAUAUUGAUAGUAUUCUGCCCAAGUACCAGGCGGAGUCGGCCGCGGCUAACCUGGUAAACUACAAUACGCAAGCUAGAAGUAUGUAUCCCUACGUGAGUGUCACUUCACAUCAGCUGUCCAGCAACGCCGCCAGCAACAUGUCGCCCUUCAGCGCUAUGACAGCCACCACAGACGGGGACAAGCAAUGCCGCUACUCCCAGACCGGAGCCACGGAUAUGUCCCAGUAUGGCCUCAAUCUGCAGAACUGUGCCACUACUAGCAAUAUGGCCCAGUACUUCCACCAGAACAACGUCACUAACCCACUCAACUCCUGUAGUCAGCCAACCCCGACGCCUCAUAUUCCUGACAUCCCUCGGUACCCGUGGAUGUCCAUCACAGGUCUCUGGGAGUCAGGGGCGUCAUCUUCAGAAAACCAAUGGCGGGGUCUGACAGCCAAUUGGAACGGCCUGCCAUGGAGUCCAAACGGCUGCCCCCGUCGACGAGGGAGGCAGACCUACACGCGUUUCCAGACACUGGAGCUGGAGAAGGAAUUUCACUUCAACCAUUACCUUACCCGACGACGGAGGAUAGAGAUCGCCCACGCCCUAUGCUUAACAGAGAGACAGGUGAAAAUCUGGUUCCAAAACCGACGCAUGAAGCUGAAGAAGGAGCUGCGAGCGGUGAAGGAAAUCAACGAGCAGGUGCGGCGGGAACGAGAAGAGCAGGAUAAACUCAAGCAGCAACAGGAUGACAAGAAGACUAACAAGGAGCAACAGCCGUCAACAGGCAGCAGCCAGCCAGCUUCAGCCUCCAACGCUUCCUCCUCGUCAUCGUCUUCGUCUACGGGAGGCGGCACCGGAGACACCAAAGCUGCGACUUAACGUUAUGGUGUUUGCUCCCCACAAGGGCGUGCUGCUGCUGCUUAUUUAAACAAAAAUCUCCACUUCACGCCCACCACAAUCAAUGACAUGCACGCCCAACCAACCACUCUCACGUCCACACCUCCAGUAGAAGCUCCGCCCACCAUCCCCGACCCUCAGGCGCUUCACCUCGAUGACAACCUCGUUACCUUACUCGACUACCACUUAGAUAUGUGAAGUGUAGUCCUAAAUUAGGAUUUAUCUUGCCUUAGUGUUGAUAAACAUAGAAGACCAAAUUGGUCAUAUGAUUGGCCAGUCAAACAAAACAGUUUCAUUUGUGCUGAAAUUUGAACUCUGGAACCAAAGCUCCUCUAUUUCGCUGGCGGAUGGUUGCCACAGAGAAUUAUAAAUGCAAACCUUCACCUCAUCUGGGCAACCUUACGCCACGUAGUGCUGGUUCCAGGCUUCUUCGACCCCUAGAGACAGCGCGUUGAGGUGCGGGGUGUGGACAUGAACAGAGGGCACUUCAGGAGCUGGGCCACCAGGUUUCUCGUGUGCUCGACUCACCGCGGAGCUCCUAUAAACCUCCACCACCAACUUCUACAGUGAACGCAGAUGUUACUUUUUCCUAAAGCAAAAUAUCACAACAACACCUGAUAAACAGUUCCAGAAAACAAUAGACAGCCACCAGCUGCAAUGCAGUAUGAGAUCCCCUUAGUAUAGGAUAUGCCAGACAUUGCGAUCUAAGGAAACUGUUGCUUCAGCUUCCCUGUGUAACAAUUCCUCCAGCUCAAAACUGGUAUUCCGAGAAGUAAAUAGACAAAACAGACUCUAAAACUCUCUCCUCCUCCAGAACUUGACCCCGAAAAACCUUCAUAACACACACAGCUCUACGACACAUUCUCAUGGAGUACUCCAGGGCAGUUGGAAACACAAAUCUUUAAUUUCCACUUAAUUUUUUGCUGAGACGCUCCAAAUUGUGAACGUCUGUAUCCAAGUAUUUUUUAAACUUUGAGGGGGGCUUUGUUGUCGAGACACAGGCACAGGUCCCCUUAAAAGAGAGAAAAGGGAAAAUGAAACUGAUUUUUUGAUCCAGAAUGUGGUCCAAGAAGCCUUAAAGUACUCGAUGUAGAAUGCGUGAGGCAAAAAACUGACUACGAUAGAGGAAGAUUCAUGCGCUUCGUGUAUGAAUUAGUGAAUGAUUUGUUGAGAGCCUAACUAGAAUUGUUAUAUCGUAAGAGUAUUGUACAAGACACCAAUGACCACUUUUCUUAACUAACAAGUAUGGUCCCUGAGUCCCGAUGCUAGAUGGAUAAUGAUAUGAUGUUCCCCAUCCCCUUCAUUAUUUUUUAAGUAAUUCCAUGUUAGCUAAAUGUUAUUUUAAUCGGAAUAGUUAUGUUUCUCUUUGUAAAUUAGAUAUUAACCAAGGAUUCCAGCUUUAAGUUCCUGAAAAGAUAAAAUGCUGUAGUUUUUUUCGACUUGUUUGACGGAUUAAGAAGACUGUAGUGCAGUGGCUGAGUGUUGUUACAUUGUAAAUGGAUUAUAUUUAUUUCUAUUAAUUGUUAUGUUUGUCUUGAGAAUCGAUAUAGGGUUGACUGCCACGCCAGGUAUAGCUGGGUGGUGUACAUGUAACCUUGUUCGUUGUGUACAUGUGGCCCCCCAAAGAUGCCAUGGCUCAGUACAAAGAAGGAGAAUUUGUAUUGAAACUCUCUGUCAAUCAUGUAGCUGUUCCUACUGUUAACAAUUGUUAUUCUUUGCUGACGAAAAGUGAAUUGGAUUUUAGUUGAAAACUCCCCAACUCAAGGCGUCUUGUGUACAGCAGAGAGUUUCAAUAGGUACGACAACGUAUGUGGAAGUGUUAGUGCAAUAGCCGAUAUGCUAAAUUAGAGCUUUAAAGGUGGAUAAAUAUUAUUUUGGAAGCUAUGAAUUUCUAGGCUUAGAAAAAGUUAGAAGAGCGGGUUGUUAAAAUCCGUUCUCGGAUACCUCUCUCCUCCGAAUUAUCUUAAUUGUAAUAAUGUGUGUGCAUAAUAACUGUUUACCUAAGGCCAAGGAGUGUGCAUAAUUACUGUGACACAGAAGGAAGCGGUGACAUUUGCCGAGACCUUUGGAAAGGCGACAAUGGGAUCACUGGCAUUUCACCAGGUCACUUUCUCGUCUCUUUAAGGGUUCCGGACUGCUCAACUGCUCUUUCUUGUCAGCCAGAAGGCCAGGGUCUUUUGUGUAGUGUGUAAGGAGUUGACUCUGCAGUGUCCUGGCUUUCUGUUACUUUAAAAUUCCUAUAAAAACAGAAAAAAUACAGUAACUGAAAAGUUAAACAAAUCAACAGAUAACAAGUUUGAGAGAGUCAGGGGACUGAGCAGAUUCAAUAAUGAGUUGAUAUGGGAUAAGAUCUCACGUGGUAAACAGUGGACAUGGUUUCAUGGUAGAUAUUUUGAUUACUUUAAUCUUAUGUUAUCAUAGUUUGUAUUUUGGCAUUUUUUUUUAGGUCCUGUUUGGCAGUUCGUCUUUGCUUUCAUUAGGGAUCAUUCUCCUUCGUUUCUUUCACCAUCUGUGAGACAUGUCCAGCUGUUGUAUAAUUUAUAAUGUAUUUAGGUAUUGUUAUGCAAAAAAAUUAUGACCAUAUGUUGAUAAUUAUAAGUUUUUGAAUGGAUGAAGUGAUGAAAUUGUCUUUUUUCGUAUAAAUGGUAAUGGUUAUGUUUACUGCUGAACUUGACAAAGUAACCAUCGAGACUAAUCUUGUCUCAUAUUCUUACUAGAGAAACUCAAAAGUGCUGUCAUUGUAAAUCAAUUUUUGAUAACAGGGAGUUUAAUGUAUGCACGUGUGUCGAGUAUUGGUGCCUGAGAAUCGUCUGGUUAGGAACAAAAGUUCUUUAGGCGUUUAGAAAUCUUACAGGUUGUAACCUCAUGAUUUCCAAAAUUUAUGCAUUAGAUAAAAGAUUCUCAGUUGUUCAGAAUUUAAAAUACAAACAAAACUUUACUUGCAAGUUCUGCUCUCUCCCGUGACGAUCAUGGAGCUUAAAUAAACUCCUUGUUCUUGUGUUCAGUAUUCCACAAAAAUAAAAUAAAAUUGUAAGACUGACUGAAUUCUUAAAAACUCCAUUGAGACCGCCUAGAGCAUGUGACUCGUACAUUUAGCGGGACUCGCAUGAUCGCAGACCCCAAUUAACUCGUGAGAUAUAGGGCAUCGAACGCCACACAUCAGUGCUUCUUAUUCUCCUGUCGGGAACAGGAACAGAACUAUUUCUCAAUGGUCGCACACAGGACUCGGUUAACCUUUCUUCGGUGGAGCGUGGGGCAUGACGUCACGGUAGUGUUAUGGCAAUAUAUAUAUAUAUAUAUAUAUUUUUUUUUUCUCUUUCCUACUGAUCUAUCUGCUACGACGGUCACUUUUCCUCUCACGACUUGUACUCGUGUUUACUCUUGCCAGCACUCCUACUUCUUAUAAACUCUUUGAGGUUAUUGUUGACCUGCAGGAUACGCAAAUGGGUUGCUUAGUGUACAUUUAAAUGGAAUUUUUGGCACGUUCAAAUGAAAGCUCUCCAUGGGAGUUCCAGUAUUGAUUGCCUUCCCUCUGGAGACUCAUUCUUCAAGUGAGGUGCUGUGAUUAAUGUUGUUUAUUUGUGAAUUCAGUAUUGUAUGGAAGAUGUUGCUGACCGAUGUUGAACACCUUCCCUGAAGUGAGGUUUAUAGUCUCACUGUUGCUGAUGUUUCUUCGUGAGGGAGAUGUAUCUUACUACUGCUUCUGAAGAAAGAGUGACCUCUAACAACUAUUCUUUUAGGAGAUCAUCUCUUGAUGGUCAUAUUCAAUGGAACGUUUAUCUAUAUGACUGUUGUUCUUUACAAAACAGCUUUUUGUAGAUAGACGUUCUUAAAGCGAUCAUGAGACAGUAGUGUGGGGUCGACAUUUCCGUGUGAGCUAGUUGCUUCAUGAGGACUGUUCUUCAUAACACUAACAUCACAACGGAAGUUUUCGUGAUUUACUUGCAUCAUGACAGGUUAUGAAAAGCACCUCAGGUAGUGUCUUCCUCACGAUGCAGCACAUUUAACGCGUGUACCUAGAGGAAAAUCUUCCAACUACUGACAAUGACUAUGAAGAGACCCUGAGCUGUACGUCUUAAGAUACUUGUAAUUUGGAGAAACAGAGGGAUUUUUCUAACUGUGUUUCAAGUCAUGAAAAUUUCAAUUCCUUCUAUCUUAAGUAAUGGAAGCAUUCUUUUAUGCUCUCGAUAAAUAAGAAAUUCCAAACAUUCAUUCCCUCUGGAAGGACAGGCGAUGGUCCUUUUAGUUUCUCAUUGACUAAGGGAAGUCUUGGCACGUAUUAGCUGUUGGUCUCAGUACCACAGCACAUAUACACUCACCACAGAGUGUUAUGUGCCUCUACCACUACGACUAUUAUUGCUGUUGCUGUUAUUUCUGACAAGAGGCUUGAAUGGCACUUGUACCAGAGACAGAUAAACAGAUCAGUUUGGUGAGGUUCAGCCUCCCAGAAAUGACUUAUAUUCUCUACUUGUGACUCACGUGAAUCGCUAUCCUAAUCAUUAAGUGUCACUGUACUUGAUCAAGUACAGUGACCUACAGUGUCAUACGAGUUACUCUUAUGAACUCGAAUUAUUUCACGAAUUUUCAGUGAUUCACGAAUCCUAAGAAGUGUUUCAUGGACACAACGUUCUUCACAGACUUUCAGUCUUUUAUGAACAUCAAGUGUUCCAUGAACACUAUAUGCUUUGUGAAUACUAGCUGCUUCAUGAACUCCAAGUGCUUCAUGAUCACUUAUAUGUUUCAUGAACACUAAGUGCUCCAUGAACACAAACACUUGCCAGAAUACGUAUAUCUCAGACUGUGGAAGCAAAACUAAAAAGAAUGGUUGCAAAACUUAGGAAUGGUGUGUAGCAAAGGCCGAGGACACACAGAAUUAGACACAAAAUAAAAUAUAUACACGUUUUCGAAAACCGUGCACACGUAACCCUGGAAAAAAGUGCUGUGUACUGAUGUAUCCACCAUGAUGUCAGUGUUCUACAAAAAAGUGUAUCCAUAGAUGUUUAAAAUUGUAAGUAAUUUUAUAAAUGUCCUUUGUGAACUUUUCAGUAACAGAUACGUGUAGGAAUUUCCGUUGGUCUUUCUCUCUCUGUCUCUGUAAUCUCUCAAUCUCUUUCUCCCAUUUCUUUCUGUCUCUCUCUCUCUCUACCUCUAUCUCUAUCUCUCCAUGUGUGUUUUCAAUGGCUAUGCGUAAGCUAGGCUAAUGUAAAAAAAAGGGAAAUAAUGGACCUUUUAUUCAUCGUAUGUUAUGCCAAAUAAUUUGUACUUACAUGCGGCUGACUGCACAAUGUGUUUUUAGUAGGACCAUGUAUAAAAAUACUGCACUGACAAUACUCCUUGUAAAAAGUCUAAGAUUUUCUAAUGUUCGCUUAAUAGUUCAUGUAGCUGACUCUCCUUCCCUCAGCUUGGAGCAAGUAGAGGUCUUCAAUACGUGACAGAUGUGAAGCUAUUUUGAGCCUUAUGCAGUCCUGAUAUAAUGGUCCCCUUAGGUAAAGCUCAGGGAAGCUCGUCUCGUCACUGAUAGAUGUUUUCAGCUUUACUCUGUAAGCUGUUGACUCAUUGACAUCCGUGGAUGAUUUUUGUGCACUCCAUAAGCUCUUUAGGUGUUGUUCACUAAUUUAAAAGAAGGGGCAGUCAGAGAUUUUUUUUUAAUUUUUUUUUGGCAGAUGAUAACACAACAAACAAAAUCCAGAUGUUUCAGUUUAAGAGCCUGUAGCAGAAACAUUAAAUAAAAAGCGUUCCCCGAGUCCGCAGGGAUUCGAUUUUUUUGAAAGAAAACUGAACACAAAUGGCAAUAGCGUUGCUCACUUAACAAUCAUUUUGGCUGAAAGCGUAUCAGCCAAUUAGAUUAAAAAAAUGAAAAACAUAAUGUCUUUGUUAUAGAAUGCGUGUACAUUGUUUCAUCUUUAUUAUUGUAUUGUAAUAAGCAACAUAUUGUUACAUGCGUACAAAACCACAGAACAGGCUAGGACACAUUUUUCAUUAUUAUUAUUUAAGCGCAUCCCAGUGUUAUACAUACUAGGUGUAAAUAGAAUCUAAAUGUCCUGUCCGUGUUGGUCGGCUGGGAGGCGAAGACCUAGGGACUACGAAUGGGGCGAGUCGGCACAGGAGGGUCAUCGACGAGGCCAGGAACCUACCACGGGAGGGAGGGAAGGAUGGUAAGACGGGGAAGUUCAAGCUUGGGGUGAGGGAGAUGUCUAGGGUUUAUCAGGGUAUUUAACAGAGGUUUUUAAUAAGUUUUAUUAGGUUGCAGAGGGUUUUAGUAUAGCUCAGCUGCUGGACUUCCGGUUCGGAUCCAUAAUCGGUAGGGGUCACGCGACACAGCUCCUCCAUUAGCUGUGAUGGAGUGACUCAACAUGGUGUUUGUUCCGUUUUCUCUCUUCUUCUUUUGUUUCUCGUCUUACCGGCAACACGAGCCAUAUCUACAUAGUAACUGCUCAAGCCAGCUUAAAAAAGACUAGCUUUGCCACUAUCACAUUGCAGCGAUCACAUUCCCAUAUAUAAAUAAAAUCACAAAAUGUUCAACCUAAUUCACUGUUGGGUUCCCCGCCUCGACGCCCCCGACCAAAGACUCUCCCCCUCGUACCUCGCCCUGGGUCUCCGUCUACCACCUUCGACUGCUGUGCUUGUAGGGUUACCCGGGUCAGGGAUGUUGUGAUGGCUUACAUACCUAGGGAGCCGCUGGUCAUCUACAUCACAUGUAAGAUAAGAUCUUAAACGCAAUACAUUCAAUACCUCGUAGUUAAUAUGUCUUUUUUUUUUCUCUUCCUGAGAAAGUGGUGAAGAACUUAAAUGUCUUCACCCCACACCUUAGGGGAAAACACUGCAUUAUUCCCAGUGGUGUGGAACGGUCCUAUAAGUGGCUAUCAGUGGAAAAAGGGUACCAUAAUCAACCUCACAGUUAGAUCAAUAUAAGCUUCCUAGUGACCAAGCUACCACUGCCUUGCUGACCCCUUCCUCAGACGCGUCUUGUGGUGCAAAACCAGAUAUUAGAGAAACAAAUGGACCAGGGGCAAAGGUUAUACGAAACUGUUUGGCUGCAGAGCUCUACUUCAGGGGCUGUUCGUCUAACACUUUUGAUAUAAUACCAACUUUAUGGGACAAACAUGCUCUCAGUGUUCAUAUAAUUGCACAAUUUCCCUGAUGGGUAAUAGUAUGUAAAAAAUAUUCCUAUCUAAUGCUUGAGUUUGUACAACCAAAUGCGUCUUUUCCGUGUCUGUAGGUGUGCCCUUCUUGACCUCAAACGUUUUACACAAACAAGGCAGCUCUGAGCUCUACUGAAAACGUUGAGAAUUAUUUUCUACUUUCAGCUGAUGGACCACUUUUUCUUCUCCCCCAAAUGCGCGUUAGUACUACCUAAAAUGUAAUUAUAGUGCGUUAGAUAUGGCUUUUUUUUUCAUUCUCUCCUUUAUAAUAAUUUUUCAUCAUUGUUGCAAGUAUUGUUUUCCAGUGGCCCACAACAAGAUAAUAUUUCUCUUUUAAGUAAGCAUAUGUUUGUCCAGAAGGGUUGAAUCAUGUACAGAUAUGAUUAUUGUUUCAAGAAUACUGUUUGGAACAUUGAGGGGUCCUCUUUAAGCCUCUUAUGUCAAGUGGAAUAAUGUACAUUGUAGUCACCAAAACUAAUAAACAUAGAAUGCCA
Molecule: messenger RNA, 9108 nt
Organism: Homarus americanus (American lobster)
Lineage: Eukaryota; Metazoa; Arthropoda; Malacostraca; Decapoda; Nephropidae
Product: homeobox protein abdominal-A homolog
Exons: 5
Coding region: 582-1454 (290 amino acids)
Biological process (GO): anterior/posterior pattern specification; negative regulation of transcription by RNA polymerase II
Cellular component (GO): nucleus
Molecular function (GO): DNA-binding transcription factor activity, RNA polymerase II-specific; RNA polymerase II cis-regulatory region sequence-specific DNA binding
Source: RefSeq, a predicted model, not a curated record